Messenger RNA from Hibiscus syriacus, 1314 nucleotides. RefSeq lists its product as uncharacterized. The transcript has 2 exons. NCBI's taxonomy places the organism in Eukaryota, Viridiplantae, Streptophyta, Magnoliopsida, Malvales, Malvaceae. The record is from RefSeq and is a predicted model, not a curated record. The coding region runs from base 1 to 1314 and encodes 437 amino acids.
AUGCAUGAAACUCAUGAAACUUAUGAAACAUUCAUGUUUGAGUUAAACUCUGAAGAAGAUAUGGAAUAUGUUGUUGAUGGCACUGAUUCUUCUGUAAGUAGUUUUGAAUACAGUGAAAAUGAAGUGAGUGAGGAAGAUGGAUUUGUACAUGAGGUACAUGUGGGAGUAGAUUUUAAAAGAGAUUUUAAUGGGUUAAAUAAUAGAGAUGAGGGAAAUAUUGAUGCAUCUUUGAAUGAUGAAAAUGAAACUGAUGGAGUAGAGUCAUUGCAUACUGAAAAUGAAUCAUUUUCUGAGUCUGACACUGAUGGUCGAGGAAAACAUAGAUGUCCUAAGUUUAAUGAUGAAACUGAUAUGGAAAACCCACAGUUUAAAGUUGGAAUGAAUUUUGGUGAUAAGUUGAAGUUCAAAGAGGCUGUCAGGCAAUAUGGGAUUAAGAAUAAGGUUGAUAUCAUAUUCAAAAGAACUGACAGUGUUAGGGUGCAUGCUGUUUGCAAGGAAGGGUGUCCGUGGUAUAUUUGGGCAUCAAGGGUUGAUCGAAAAGAUGAAACAAACACCUCACAGCAGAUUAAGUCUUAUGUAGGAGAUCAUAAUUAUUUGAUGGGUUUUAAAAAUAAAAAUGCAACCUAUAAGUGGAUGGCUAAAAUAUAUCUUGAAAAAUUUAAGGCUAAUCCUCAGUACCCAAUUACAGCUUUAAGACAGGAUGUAUUAGAAGAUCAUGUGUAUAAAGUGUCAUUGAGUAAAUGCUUGAGAGUUAAGCACUUAGCUCUUGAUAUGGUCCUUGGGAGUCACAAGGGUCAAUACUCAAAGAUAUAUGAUUAUCUUGGAAAAAUUAGAUCUUCUAAUCCUGGAAGCACAACCAUUCUAAAAUUGGAUAAUAGGAUGUUUGAAAGAAUGUACAUAUGUUUACAAGCAUGCAAAGAAGGUUUCAAAGGUUGUAGACAUAUAAUUAGCAUUGAUGGUUGUCAUCUUAAGGGUAAUUAUGGAGGUACUCUUUUGGCUGCUGCUGGUAUUGAUGGUAAUGACAGCAUUUAUCCAAUUACUUUUGUUGUUGUUGAGAGUGAAAAUGAAUCAUCUUGGACUUGGUUUCUUUUACUGUUGACAACUGAUUUGGAGAUUGAAACCUCCCAUAAUAUCACAUUUAUGUCAAACAAGAAAAAGGGACUGGUUGAGACAAUGGUGCAUGUUUUACCUAAUGCUGAGCAUAGGAUUUGUGUGACACACUUGUACUCCAACUUUAAGAAUAAUGCUCAAUUUAAAGGAAAGAACUUAAAGGAUGCACAGUGGAAGACAGCUAGAGCUACCUAUAAAAAAUAA